Molecule: messenger RNA, 3851 nt
Organism: Panicum hallii
Lineage: Eukaryota; Viridiplantae; Streptophyta; Magnoliopsida; Poales; Poaceae
Product: E3 ubiquitin-protein ligase RMA2-like
Exons: 2
Coding region: 2899-3645 (248 amino acids)
Biological process (GO): ubiquitin-dependent protein catabolic process
Cellular component (GO): endoplasmic reticulum
Molecular function (GO): ubiquitin protein ligase activity; ubiquitin-like protein conjugating enzyme binding; metal ion binding
Source: RefSeq, a predicted model, not a curated record
ACAAGGGAAGCCGUCCGCGUCCGCUUCCGACCUCGGCCCCUGCAGCACCGCCGCUCCGCCUGCGUUCCGUUCCGUCUCCUCUUCUUUAUUCCGCAGCCUCCCCGCCUUUUUAUCUCCUGCCUGCACCCACCGCGGCUGACGUCGACGCGCAUCCACCGCCGCCCUCCUCAUCUCCUCCUCCUUGGAAUUGGCAAGUCCCUUGCAACCACAAAAGCUGUUAGCGCCGGUGCCAGUAUCUUUCCUCUGCAUCUAGACCACCAUUCUGCUGUUCCUGCGCCAGCCAACUCCUCAACCUGCAGACGGAUAGGGAGCCCGGACGUCACCUGCACUCUGCUGCCACAGGUCAGCCGAUGAUUCCUGCAACGUCAAUUCUUAUUGGUUCGGUGGUUCAUGGUGAUGCGAUGAUCCGAGUGUUUUUCACUUUCUUGCUAGGAAUAAGUUCUGCUUGCUAUUGUUGUGUUUGUGCUCAUGGUAAUUUGGAUCGGUGCUGUUGCUUCGCAUUCUAAGGGGAGUUUGUGGGGUCGUUCCCAUGGGGAUCGAUGUAGCAUCGCUGCUCUUGAAUUGCUCCCGUUUCAACAUGAUUUCCUCUCUCAACGCACCGUUUAGCCAGCAUGUAGUUUCCGAAUGAAUCGCCAUGGAUCUGGCUACUGGGUCUGUUCUUCACUUGCUGUGGUUAUACAUGUUCCUUUUUCUUUUACUUUCUUGGUGCAGUUGUUGACGGGAUGCAUGCACAAAUCUUUUCUUUGUGGACGUCAAAUGUUGCUGUUUUAUUUCUUUAUGUUUGUGGCAAGGAAACCAAACGUUUCUUGACAGCUACCUUUCGGUAAACUGCAAGUCAUAACUUCUUAAGAUCAUCCUAGUUUCCUGAUACGAGGUUCCUGAUGCGAUCCUGGUUUUCCCUGUUUGUGAAUCUGCAUCCCAUUUGAGACAGGUGCGUUCUAUUGCGUGCGAUUUUACAUUUUGUCAAUUGUUCUACCAUUAAUUUUGAUACGAAAUGUAAUUGACCGCACAAUAUUAGAGUAGAAGAAACUUCAGGAUGUUGCUUCAAUCUUACACAACAAUAAUCGGAUCGGCCAAAAUGUUGAGUGCACCUAAUGAAAAGCUGAAAGGCUAACGGCGCCUUGUUUGCGGGCAAGGUGUGUUAGUGCUAUGCUUGGCUUCUCAUUUUUUUUUGAAAGUAGUGCUAUGGUUAACUAGAUCCAAAACAUUGAUACGAGUGUAGGUUACGAUUUCUAUACAUCGGUUUUGGAGAACCAUCUGACCUUGGUAUUGACUGACAGUGUAAACCAUCAAACUUGGACUGAAUCCGUCUGUGCUUGGCUUGUUGAACCCUAUAGAAACGCUGCUCGCUUCGAGCUACUGAUUGGAUCAGAAUAGAAAUAGAGAGUGCGCGAUGAUGAUAAGACAGAACCAAAUCUACAUGUAAACACUUAACUUUAUCAGUAGCAUAUGAUGCUGCCUCUUAGGUGUGGAGCCUGCAUAAUUUAAGAAAAGUUCCUCCAAGUUGCUGCCCAAAUCGAGCAAUGUUUCCCGAUCCUAUCGCACUUCUCUCUGUGUUUGUGUCAAGCCCAUAUGGUCUGCGAGUAUGGAGCCUGUACGAUUCAAGGAAAAAAAAUCCUUGAGAUAGUCGUUGAGAAACUUAUUCCUUGUUUCCCGAUCUUAUCUCAAGGUGUAACCAACCAUUAUCUUUGCUUUCUGUUAUUGUCUUCUCUGAUCAGUAGAUAUGAUUAAAAACAAGUCAUUUGCGGUGCUCAUCUCCGUUGAACAUCCGGUGUUAUAUACUCGAGUUAAUUCAUAAUUAUUUCGGUGUCUAUCAGUAGCUGAGUAGCCUACCCUGUCGUUGCCUGUCAAUUGCUCCUACAGGCAGGCUAUAGCAAUAAUUGAUUGACUAGGAUCAGACUGAGGAUUACGGUACAGAUGCACGCACGGCUAUAUUCUCCUCCUCCCUCCCUCCCCUCCUACCAGUUGUUGUGUGGUCAUCUCUGCUCCACUGAUCUUUUCUUGCUCGCUCCUUGACGGAGAACAGGAGUUAAUCCUGUCAUUGUCCAGUAACCUGCAUAGUUGUCCGAAAUCAAGCCCGGCAGGCAUGCAGCCUGAUCCGAUUGAGCAGCAGAAACUUUGAAUGCCUGGCACCUUCAUCUCAAGGCGAGGCAAUCAUGGACGCUGGGUGACAGCUACUACAGUCUACAGUCUUGACCUGCGUGGAGCCUGAUCGUUCCCACCAAGGACAUGUCUGUAUCAGGCCAACCGUGGUUGCCGGAUAAGGAAGGGUAACAUCAGACGGCAACAUCUUUCAAAAAAAUAAAACAUCAGACGACAAGAAGGCGCGGUGAAAAAAGAAGAUCUUUUGCGGAUACAGCAAGGGUGAUUGCGGUUAACGCACGUCUUCUUUGUCAGGUUACCAUCGGGCAUCGGACAUUUUUGGGCGCGAGCAGUAGCUGCCGUUGGCGUUGCUGUUUGCUUGUCUGGAGCGUGUACCUUGAAUUCGUGAUUAGGACCCUCUGGAUUUCGGAUAGGCUGUGCUGACUGCUGAGCAGCAUCUGACUGAUCCUGAGAGUUUCUGGACCCAUCAAUCCCUCCCGUCGCUACUCUCCUCUUGGGGAUUCGAUGGUCCUUCCUUUCGGUGACACUCUGACACCCCCACACGCACGUACAUCUAAUCUCGCACAUGACCCUGUACGGCGAGGCCGCAGAUGUGAAGUUACGUGGCCCGCUUUAUCCUUCUUUGUUUCGCUGCGGCCUCACCAGUCGCCUCGCACAGUCCGACCGUAUGUCCUGAUUGGUGCGAUGCGGCAUUCAAGUCGGCGCCCUGUGAUUGCUACAAAAGAGGAAGACAGCAAAGCCGGAGCGCCAGAGACCCACCAGCCUUGUGCUUGCGGAAAGCGCAUGAAGUAGGACAUGGAUCAGGCGCGCACGGCCGGCGCCGGCGAUGAACCGGCGAAGAGGAUCGUUGGCGGCGGGGACGCGCCGGCCGCGGGGGCGGCGGCGGCUGCAGGUGGCUGCUUCGACUGCAACAUCUGCCUCGAGUGCGCCGCGGAGCCGGUGGUCACGCUCUGCGGCCACCUCUACUGCUGGCCCUGCAUCUACGAGUGGCUGCGCCCCCACCCCGACGCGGGCACCGGGAGCUCGGCGAGGCGGCGGUGCCCCGUGUGCAAGGCCGCCGUGUCCCCCGACGCGCUCGUGCCGCUCUACGGCCGCGGCAGGAGCUCCCGCGCCAAGAAGCCGCCGCGCGGCCCGGCUAGCAGCAUCCCGCGCCGGCCGGCCCUGCGGCAGAGCGUUCAAGACAGCGGCAACGGCGGCGGCAACCACCACCACCGGAACGUGGAAACCGACGCGCCGGCCUGGGCACCACCGCAGGCGCGGCGCCAUGCCGACGCCGCGCAGUACGAUGCCCUCCUCCCACCGCCGUUUGGGGAUCGCGGGAUGAUGCACUCGACGGCCGGAGGGGUGCUCGGGGGCAUGGCGGUGGCCGUGCUGGCGUGGUUGCUCCGUGGGCAGCCGCAGCCGCCGGGCAUGUACUACUCGAGCCCGUACCACCUGAUGAACCCCAGGCAGAGACGGCGGCACAUGGAGGUCGAAAGAUCUCUGCAUCACAUAUGGUUCUUCCUCUUCGUGUUCGUGCUGCUCUGCUUGCUCCUGUUCUGACCUCUGAAGCGCACACAACAAAGCUGCCAUGCGCCAUGUGCAGAAACAAGAGAGCCGAGUGGCUGACGUGCUCUGUACAUAGUAGAUGUGAAUGUAACGGAACUGUGGUGAUUGCAUGAUAGAGUUCAAGAUGAAAAUUGAAAACCAACAAUGACCACAGCUUUUGAUCCUAGAAAGAACACGGACAGGUUUUUUUUUUAAGGGAA